This is a messenger RNA of Paramacrobiotus metropolitanus, 632 nucleotides long. RefSeq lists its product as uncharacterized. NCBI's taxonomy places the organism in Eukaryota, Metazoa, Tardigrada, Eutardigrada, Parachela, Macrobiotidae. The transcript has 2 exons. The coding region runs from base 22 to 384 and encodes 120 amino acids. The record is from RefSeq and is a predicted model, not a curated record.
GCAGUGGAUGGCGCGCCUGAAAUGCCGUGCUCACGUCGGCGUCCUGGCGGGCGAGGCCCUGCGUAUCACGAUCCCGCAGCUGGUGCUGCACAGCAGCGAUGGCCACGAAAGCAUGGCGCAGCGGUUCAUGUGGGCCUUGGACAGCCACUUCCGCCGCUGACCGACGACGUCUACGCCAAGGUCACGGCCGUGCAUGCGCGCUGGGUGCGCAAUCUGCAGUAUCCGGCUGAAUGGGACAGGAUCCGAGCCUAUCUGACAGUAUUCAGUGGGUUCCACGCCGACGGCACGCCAAAGGGAUGGAACGACGUGGAUCUGCGCACUGAGGAUGUGCGCACCUGGAGCCGAUUGGCCGUGUGUGGAAUCAACGACGUAUUUCGUGUUUGACAAGUAGCGGCUCGUACAAAUAGUUUUGCUAAACUUAUUAUGGAUUCUUAUGUUUUUUUGGCACCGAUACCCUACUCGAGGAAUCCGAUGGGUUUCUCGCGUUAGCGGUAAUAAGAGAACAUUUGCUUAUAUUUGGAAGCAGGAAUUGCGGUUGCUUUUGUAUUGGUUAGAUUUCGAGUGUCAUCUAUACUGCUUGCCCGCUUUCCCAAUUGUUGGCUGUUUGAUGGCUAUUGACUAUUAAAGUUAGA